This is a messenger RNA of Benincasa hispida (wax gourd), 429 nucleotides long. The record is from RefSeq and is a predicted model, not a curated record. NCBI's taxonomy places the organism in Eukaryota, Viridiplantae, Streptophyta, Magnoliopsida, Cucurbitales, Cucurbitaceae.
AUGGCUACCCCUCAGAUCAUUCAUUUUACUGUUGUUCUUCGUAUCCUCCGUUAUGUCAAAUGUACUUUGGGGCAUGGACUUCAAUUUUCUUCCCAGUCUUCCCUGCUUUUAUUAGGCUAUUUUGAUUCUAAUUGGGUUAGUGAUCCUACUGACCGACAUUCUACCUCCAGUUAUUGUUUAUACCUUGGUGGUUCUCUCAUUUCCUGGCGCAGUAAGAAACAGAGUGUUGUUUCCUGUUCUAGUACGGAGUUUGAAUAUCGUGCUCUAGCUAAUGCUAUGUCAGAACUCUUGUGCCUUUGUUGGCUUCUUUCUGAUAUGGGAGUCCCUCAGUCGUCUACCAAUAUACUUCACUGUGACAAUCAUAAUGCCAUUCAGAUUGCUCACAAUGAUGUUUUUCAUGAAUGCACUAAGUAUAUUGAGAAUGAUUGA